This is a messenger RNA of Thalassophryne amazonica, 1105 nucleotides long. It is a transcript of the gene usp18, whose product is annotated as ubiquitin specific peptidase 18. Gene Ontology annotation, biological process: protein deubiquitination. NCBI's taxonomy places the organism in Eukaryota, Metazoa, Chordata, Actinopteri, Batrachoidiformes, Batrachoididae. Bases 54 to 1094 code for a protein of 346 amino acids. Gene Ontology annotation, molecular function: cysteine-type deubiquitinase activity; cysteine-type endopeptidase activity. Gene Ontology annotation, cellular component: cytosol; nucleus. The record is from RefSeq and is a predicted model, not a curated record. The transcript is spliced from 10 exons.
CUUGUGGAGCUUUUAAAAUCUAUGAGGAAAACGGCAGCAGUGAGGAUUUUGUGAUGGCAGCUCAAAGAUAUCACCACACUGGCAUAAGAGGUUUGGACAAUUAUCACCUGUCCUGUUGUGUGAAUGCAUUGCUGCAGGCCUUCGCUGCUACCGCGGAGCUAACAGAGCUACUGGAGAGGUGGAAUUCAGCUGGUGUUGGAACAAGCAGUCGAAAUGUUCCUUUGCAGAUCAAGCGAGUUCUGACAGCCAUGCAGAGCGACCGCCCUCAGCCGGUUCCUCAUCGUGACUUUCUGCACUGCCUGGACAAAAACCGCAUUCGACUUGGCACACAGCACGACGCUGACGAGUUGUUCCACUUCAUUCUGAACUUCACGCAGCAGCAGAUGGAUGACCAAACAGUGGCCCUCGACAUCCAGAAUCUGUACAAGAUUCCCAUGGAGUCACGUCUGCAGUGUUUAGCUUGUUCCGCCAUCCAGACCUGCAGAAAUUACCUGCUCAGCCUGCCGUUAUACAUCCUGCACUCUGACAGCUCGCUGGGAUGCAUUGCCUCUUUUUUUGCGGAUCAAGAACUGAGGGAUGAUAAUUGCUGCUUUUGUGCCCAAUGUGAAGUCAAGACUGCGUUUAAACGCGGUGUCAAACUUGUUUCUCUGCCUCGGAUCCUCUGCUUCCACCUGAAACGUUUUCGGAAUCAUAAGGGUUUGACUAGAAAACUGGAUUGCAGUGUGACUUUUCCCAAAGCCUUUGACUUUUCGGGGAACCUUCGGGAAAUAUUUUGCGCACACUCUGCUGAGAAUGACUCCACCUACACGCUGUACGCCGUCAUCGUACAUUCUGGCACCGCUGUGUGUGGCCACUACACAGUCUACAUUCAUCACCAUGGCAACCAGUGCUGGUACUAUGCAGAUGACGACCAUGUGAGAAAGGUCUCUUGGGAAGACGUGCAGAGAACGUAUGGAGGAGGACCUUACAGAAACACAGCGUACAUGCUGAUGUACAGAAGAAGUGGAAACAGGCCGAAGAAAUCCCACGUGUUCCGGCUGAGGAUGAAGAUAAGGUGCACUCAGGAUCACCAUGGAAUCCAUAGGAACUCCUAAAUACACAGAAC